ACGUGGGAAGGGAGGGAUUCUGACACAAAUAAAUGUCUCUGGUUCCUCUGUUCGGGGCUUCUUACGGGAGACCGUGACAUGUCAGGUGGAUUUACAUGAGAACUCCGUCACGUUGGAAACAUGUGGCUCAAACCUGAAGAGGUUCUGCUGAAGAACGCCUUCAAGCUGUGGGUCACCGAGAAGGAUAACGAGUAUUUCGUGCUGCAGAGGCGACGGGGGUACGGCGAAGGAGGCGGCGGGCUGACAGGCCUGCUUGUGGGAACUCUGGACACUGUGCUGGACUCGACAUCCAAAGUUGCUCCUUACCGCAUAUUGCACCACACAGCAGACUCACAGGUCUACUGGUCCAUAGCAUGCGGGGUCACCAAAGAAGAAAUCGAUCAGCACUGGGAUUGGCUGCAGCAGAACAUCAUGAGGACGCUCUCUGUGUUUGACUCCACUGAAGACAUCACCAGCUUCGUACAGGGGAAGAUUAGAGGUCUUAUUGCUGAAGAAGGGAAGACCUCUCUGGUGCUGGAGGACGAUCCAGAGAAAUUCAGAGAAGCCCUUUUGAGGUUUGAGAAGUGGUUCGAGCUGCCCGCCCAGGAAAAGCUGGUCACAUAUUACUCAUGCAGCUACUGGAAAGGCAAAGUCCCCUGCCAGGGCUGGCUCUACCUCAGCACAAAUUUUCUGUGCUUUUACUCGUACCUCCUGGGAGCCGAGGUGAAACUGAUCAUCUCCUGGGACGAGAUCUGGAGGCUGGAGAAAACAUCGAAUGUUAUCCUGACUGAGAGCAUCCAUGUUUUGGCUCAUGGGGAGGAUCAUUAUUUCUCCAUGCUGCUGCAUCUAAAUGAGACGUUCGUCAUCAUGGAACAGCUUGCUAACUACUCCAUCAAGCGUCUGUUUGAUAAAGAGGCUUUCCAGGGAGAGCCAGCUCUCUCCGACCCACUUCAGAUUACCAAGAGAGGCCUUGAAGCUCAUGCAAAAAGUGAGCAAUUCCGGGCAUUUUUCAGGCUUCCCAAAGAGGAAAACUUAUUAGAAGUGCACGAGAGCUUCCUGUGGGUGCCAUUCAGUCAUUUUAAUACGCUUGGCAAAGUCUGCCUGUCCGAGAACUACCUUUGUUUUGCCAGUCAGGACGGAAGCCAGUGUCACAUCAUCAUUCCAAUGCGAGAGGUCAUUAAUGUCGAGAAGCCCGAUUCCGGCAGCCGGGCUUUGACGGUAUGCGUGCGUGGCAAGAGAGCGUUGCGUUUCUCGGAGGUGCGGGACUACCAGCGACUUGCUAACACGAUCCGCAGCAGAUGUGGGAUCAGUGCCAGCCCACAGCACUCUGCUUCAUCAGAGGCCAUACGAGGCGAAUGCCAGUCCCUCAUCAAUCACUUUGAGGACAAUCCGGAGGAUGUGACUCUCAUGGUGGGACAGAAAGACACCAGCAAGGCUGUGAGCACCGAGGCCCUCAUGACUGUUUUCCACCCUCAAGACGUUGAAAACCUCGAUCCAAAAAUGCUGAAAGAGAAGAUGAAGGAGCAGUCUUGGAACAUCCAUUUCUCUGAAUACGGACGUGGGACCAGUAUGUUUUUCACCAAGAAGACACGAGACUUGAUUGUCCGAGGCGUUCCCGAGUCUCUGAGGGGAGAGCUGUGGAUGCUAUUUUCAGGAGCUGUAAACGACAUGGCCACUCACCCCGGCUACUACACCGAGCUGGUGGAGCAGUCUCUGGGCACCAGCACUUUGGCCACAGACGAGAUCGAAAGAGACCUGCACCGCUCUCUCCCAGAACACCCGGCGUUUCAGAGCGACACGGGAAUCUCAGCUCUGCGCAGAGUCCUCACUGCAUACGCCUACAGAAACCCAAAAAUCGGAUACUGCCAGGCCAUGAACAUUCUCACCUCCGUCCUGCUGCUGUACGCCAAGGAAGAGGAGGCGUUCUGGCUGCUGGUGGCCGUCUGUGAGAGGAUGCUGCCGGACUAUUUCAACCGACGAAUUAUUGGCGCUCUGGUGGACCAGGCGGUGUUCGAGGACCUGAUCAGAGAAAACCUCCCGCAGCUGGUGGAGCACAUGACGGACCUGAGUUUCUUCUCGUCCGUGUCCCUGUCGUGGUUCCUCACGCUCUUCAUCAGCGUCCUGCCCAUCGAGAGCGCCGUCAAUGUGGUCGACUGUUUCUUCUACGACGGCAUUAAAGCCAUCCUGCAGCUCGGCCUCGCCGUGUUGGAUUACAACAUGGAGGCCCUCAUCGCCUGCAACGACGACGCGGAAGCCGUCACCAUCCUCAACAGGUUCUUCGAUAGCGUGACUAACAAAGACAGCCCGUUGCCCCCAACGGUGCAGCAGGCUUCAGUGGGCAACAACGACAAAGCAUCUCACGUCAGUGUGGAUAUCAGCGAGCUGAUCCGAGAAGCCUAUGAAAAAUACGGACAUUUCCGGUCAGAGGAAGUUGAGAGUUCGCGGAAGAAAAACAAGCUGUAUGUGAUUCAGACGCUAGAGGACACAACCAAGCAAAACGUGAUUCGAGUUGUGUCCCAAGAUGUCCGAUUUACGUCCCCGCAGCUUGACGAGCUUUAUAACUUGUUCAAAAGGCAGCAUUUCCUCAGCUGCUACUGGACGAUGAAGAGUCCAGCUCUGCUCCACCAUGACCCCAGCCUGGCCUAUCUGGAGCAGUACCAGCUGGGAUUCCAGCAGUUCAGCGAGCUCUUCUCUCUGCUGGAGCCCUGGGGCUUCUGCACCUCCAAGAGCACGCUCUCCCUCUGGGUCUUCCGCCUCAUCGACGAGAACCAGGACGGCCUCGUCAACUUCAAGGAGUUCUGCUACGCUCUCGAUACCUUAUACGGAGCAUCUUUCACAAAUAAGCUGAAGUUUCUCUUCAAGCUUCACCUGCCGCCAGCUUUCACAGGUAGUCCUUUGCACUUAAAGGAACAAAGAGUCCAGCAAUUUCUUCCAACAAUUGAAGACUCCUCUCACUUGACCAGACUCGCUGCCUUUGAUCUUCCCGAAGAUGGUGUCAUAAGAAAAAGUCCUGAAAGAGGCAGGGGAAAGGUUGACCUUCAGGCCUACCUGAAACAAUGGCAAAAUGAAAUCCUUAAAAAGGAGGAAACAAUCAAGGAUCUACCAAGAAUUAAUCAGGCUCAGUUCAUCCAGUUCUCCAAAACCCUCUAUAACAUCUUCCACGGCGACCCGGAGGAGGAGCGCUUGUACCGGGCCGUAGCCCACGUGACCAGCCUCCUCCUGAGGAUGGAGGAGGUUGGCCGGAGGCUGCAGGAGCCAAGCAGCCCGCCCGCCGAGGCCACGCAGCCUGCCAGCACCGGCGCUUCUGUGGAGGCGUCUUCGACCCAAGAGGCCUCCUGUAAGGAGACCUCAGACGCCUCCAGCUCUCACAGCAGCCAGGAAGGGGCGGCGGAGCAGCCGGAUCCAGAUUGGUCGUUUUCCUUUGAGCAGAUUCUGGCCUCGCUGCUCAAUGAGCCGGCCAUCGUCAGCUUCUUUGAGCGGCACGUACACAUUCAGACGAAACUGGGACAGGCCAGGGUUGCACAGCUCAAACUGAAGGCCAAGAAGUAAAAAAAAAAAAAAGGACGCAUAAGGGAAUCAUUACAGUGUUUCUGUCUCGCUACAGGUUUUAUUUCCUUUCUCCGGCCAGAUUGAAAUGUGGAUUUUGACGCUAAAGUGGGUUUAAAAUUCUGCGCGCGUUUCGCUGAUUAUCCGAAAUGACGGGAUCUGAAAGACACUACAGGAGCUUCACUGACCAACAGACCCGGUGUGUUUUCAAUUUUGACCUAAUCUCAUUAUGCAUUUCACCCCUAUCCUCUCAUGUAGCUGCACUUUGACAAGUCAGAUUUAAGAAACUGAGUCAAGCGUGAUAAAUACCUGACAAGUCUAUCAAACCAAUAGACUCGGAAUCUGUUUCUGAAUGUUUAAAUGUAUAUCAGAUUAGUAUGCACUACUUAGAAUGAAACUACAGUGUCUGAUAGUUUGUCUUUUGACUUGUUAGAUUUGCUCAGAACUUCAGCUUAAUGUAAGAAACACCAGCUUAGUUAAUAGUGGAGUAGAGCAGUAGUGGGUAGAGGACACAUUGUGCUGCUGUUCCUGGAAGCCAUAAACUGAUCAGAGUUUAUCUGACUGGAAAUGACACAUUUUGAGAGCAAAAAAAAAAGUUAAACGUCAGCGAAAAACAUUUGCAAUAACCAGGGCUGGAUUUAGAAUUAUGGGGCAAGAUUUUCUUUCCGCAUGCACGUUACAAUAAAUAGCUACUCCAGCUUUUAUUUAAUUUUUUUUUUAUCUUUGUAUCUAUCUUCUAUAAAAAGUUCCUCAUAAGUAUGUUAAAAAAUGUCUUUUAUCCACAAAAAAACUCAUUGAAAUGUCAAGAUGCCUGUAUGUGGAGAUUGAAUUACACCAAAAACCAAACAAGAACAUAUUAAUUUCAGACACCUUUGGAGGUGUAUAACAAUAAAUUUGAACAUUAUCUCAAAAUUACUUUACCUGUAAGUUCAAAAAGUAAAAACUCCCAUUUAGAUUCAUUAAACACAAAACAAUCAAGCAAUAUUUCUGUAUUGUACAUGGCUAAUAUAAACCAUCUAACUUUCCUUGUACUGAAGGGAAAAAAUGUAAUGAACAAAAUUUUGGUACAGAGGUUUAUUGAUGUGGUUGUGCUAUGAUAUGUAUAACCAACCAAAGAAGCUGCCUGUUCAAAGUACUACAUCGACACAUGAUGAUGGAAAGUUGAGUGGAAGGAGGAAUAUUGUGGAAGAAAAUGCAAGGAUUGUAGAACCAAGUCCUUGAGACAGUUUGGGGGAAAUUUAAAAGCUGUGUGCUAGAAGAUUAAAAAGCCAGCACAAACAGAUGGAUUAAAACGAGUUAAAACUGUUGGAUUAUUUAAUCCACUCUUUAAUGAGAAACAUCAGAAGGGUGUACCAAUUCUGUAAUUCAUGUAAUAGGAGCUUCAGUAUGUAAACCAAAGUAUUGUGUAAACCUGAUUCUUUUUUUCUUUGAGAAACCGGAUUUGGGAUUUUGUUUUUGCUGUAAGCCAUAUUUCACAAAGAUGAGAAUAAAAUCAUUCGGAUAAUCGUUACAGAGCGCCCCACCCCCUGACUUUUUAGUGAUAUUGAAAAAUGUCCAUUUAUUAUAUGCAAAAUAUGAAAUCAAAUUUAGACAGCAAAGACGUGGGGCCCUGGUAAAGCCCUCGUUAAAGACUGGCCCUGGCAAUAACAUGCUGCGGAGGGCGCUGCUGUUCCACACGACACAGUCAGCUGUUUUGCACCUUCAGCAGCAAUCAUGGUGAACAUAUGGUACACUGAACCACGUAACCCAGGCUCGUGUUCGACAGGCUUUGCUAAAUCAACACAUUUUUCAUGAGUAGGUCAAACGUUUGCCUGGAAAGCAGGAGAUGUCCAGAUGAACCUCCUGUGCUCUGUCUGCGGACCUCGCUGGGCGACCCAUCGUAACUUUCUCUCCAUCCGUGUUGGUUUCCUGUAACCGUGAGGUUUCUGUCGACCCAAUGAGCUCCAGGACUGUUGAACCUUUUGAAGGAUAUUUUUGCUUCAUCGAAUCUCAGGGUGACAUUUGUGUAGACGCAUAAGGGGUUAAAAAGGGAUAUUUUUCAACCUGUAAAACAGUAUAUCCACAGAAUUAUAUAUUAACGUGAAUCGUCUGCAGCAUUUACAUAUAGAGCAUGUUGUAGCAUAGUUACAGGAUUUCCAAGGCCUCUGCUUUCGCUGCUUGCUACAAGAAGCCAGAUUUUUCAGUAUUUCUGUCUGUUUUUUUUUGUUUGUUUUUUUUUUGUGUGUGUGUGUGUGUGUGUCCUGUUUUUUGUCUUCAUAUUGCUUCUGUCUCAGUGGACAAUUUGCACAGUUGUUAAAGAUUUACAAGCUGUAGUUGUGUUUGUAUCUCGGUGGCAGGGGUCAGCUGCGGCUUGCCGUCUUUUGGGGCCAAAUCAACAGAUUUAUAUGAAGCUUUAGAGUCUCUGCUUUUCUCCGGAGUAAUUAGUGUUUUAUGUGCCUCUUAACUAAAGCUGAAAUGUUGUGCUGGCUGUUUUUAAUCAUUUGCUGAAUAAUUAUUUUGUCUUUGCUUGACCAGGACUGAAGGACCAACACUUUUUGUGUUGCAGUAUUAAUUUUACUUUUACUGUUGAGGUUUACAAACUCAUCUUAAACCCACAACUACUCUUUGGAGCAAAAAAGUAAUAAAUAUGCCACUGUUUAUGUGUGAAAUGUGUUAGAAAAUGGCAAAAUACAUUAUUGAUGUUAGAUAUGUUAUCCUUUCCUAAUUUUAAAGUCUAAUAAUAAAUUAAAGUCCUGAGUCUCAGCAGGAGACUUUAGUAUCUAUUUAUUAUGACUGAUGGGGAGUAAAAGGAAAAGCUAAAUUUGAGCAUGAUUUUACUUUGUUAGUUCCUGCCGUCAUGUUUUGUUUUUGACAUCUUUGAAUGUCACAAUGAUUAUGACAUGCAAACAGCAGCUAAUUCUGGAACAGGAUGUGCAUGGAUUGAGUUUGAGCAUGCGUUGAUCUGUUGCUUUCUCUUUAUUCUCAAAUCACAAGUACUUUGAUUUCAAGAAUUUGUUCAUUUGUCUUUGCAAAUCUAAAGUAUUCAGAUCAAACAUUCCUUUAUGCAAAAUAUUUUUUCAAACGCCCAUAAAAGUGUCUAUCCUCUUUCCAGAGGAUGGGAAAGUUGAUGCACGGCUCUGAAAACCUCUCGAGUUCUUAUUUUGCAAUAUAUGUGACGCUUGGAUGUUUGUUUGAUUUAUAUGGAUUAGUUUGAUUGGUGCCUAAAUGUAUGAGAAUAAAGAGCAGUGAUUUAA
Molecule: messenger RNA, 6758 nt
Organism: Poeciliopsis prolifica (blackstripe livebearer)
Lineage: Eukaryota; Metazoa; Chordata; Actinopteri; Cyprinodontiformes; Poeciliidae
Gene: tbc1d8b
Product: TBC1 domain family member 8B
Exons: 21
Coding region: 121-3528 (1135 amino acids)
Molecular function (GO): calcium ion binding
Source: RefSeq, a predicted model, not a curated record